AUUUUUCUAAAUUUUUUUCAUUUUUUCUUCCCGCCAGUUUCGGUUUCGGUGUUUCCGGACCGAACAGCUGAUUGUAUCAUAAACGUGAUAUUUCAAGCCGGAUUAAGAUCCAUAAUAUAUAUCCAAGAGAUAUUCAUGAAAUAAGAGAGAAAAGAAUUCUUUCUCUUGGAUUACUUACGGCCUGCAGAAUGAAAACGGUUACUGGCGACGAAAAAACUACCGUUUCUGAGGAUAAGAUUAGAAAAUCUUUACAUGAAUUGCAACCAUCAGCCACUAACAAAGAAACAUUAGUUGGUGCUGAUAGGAUGAUCAAAUCUCAACAAUUGAAAAAAACAAAAUCAAAAAGGAAUGUAUCUCAAAUAAAAGAUGGUUCUAAACAUAAAAAUGUAAAAACCAAAGAUAUAGCUGUCCAAACUAUACAAAAGGAGAAAGUACAGAUUGAAGUUGAAGAUUUAACAUGCACAGAUGCAGCUGGUCCGAGUGAAAAUUAUUGGCAAGUAAUAGCUGAAAGGCGUCGAAUAGCACUGAAAGAUACUUUAGAAAAAAAUGAGGAACUUGUACAAUGUGUUAAAAAGUUAGAAGAAGAAAAUCGUAUCUAUAAAGACAUGUUAAAUGAGACAAGGGCACUUGUUGAGGUGUUGCAGGAAAUGAUUGGAGAUGACAGAAAUGGCAUAAAUAAUUCAUUAGAAGAUAGUACCCUUUAACAUACAUAUCUAUUUUUUAAUAAAAAAAUAAAAAAGAACAAUGUAAAAAAAAUUAA
Nylanderia fulva is the source of this 760-nucleotide messenger RNA. RefSeq lists its product as uncharacterized. The record is from RefSeq and is a predicted model, not a curated record. NCBI's taxonomy places the organism in Eukaryota, Metazoa, Arthropoda, Insecta, Hymenoptera, Formicidae. Gene Ontology annotation, biological process: regulation of DNA replication.